Doryrhamphus excisus (bluestripe pipefish) is the source of this 2865-nucleotide messenger RNA. Its product is annotated as retinal Mueller cells isomerohydrolase-like. The record is from RefSeq and is a predicted model, not a curated record. Gene Ontology annotation, biological process: retinal metabolic process; zeaxanthin biosynthetic process. Gene Ontology annotation, molecular function: retinol isomerase activity; beta-carotene 15,15'-dioxygenase activity; all-trans-retinyl-ester hydrolase, 11-cis retinol forming activity. Lineage: Eukaryota; Metazoa; Chordata; Actinopteri; Syngnathiformes; Syngnathidae.
CGGCAGAAGCCUGCUUCAAAUUGUAGGUAUGUGUGUUCCCAGGUAAACACUGGCCUUGUUUUGGAGGUCAGGAGAACAGCCCGGUUGGAGCCACGGGCCAGAACGCUGGAAGACAAAGCUGGCUUGUUCAUUUCAACUUCAGGCAACACGGGGGAGGAAAUUUUGUAGAGAAAAAGCAAAGGGGUAGAAGAAGAGGAGAAAGCGAUGCAGGGGAAGGAGGGGGGCAUGUGGAAAGCAAGUAGGAGAGGAGGAGCUCAUUUUCCAUCUCACCACAGGAAAUCAGUGUGUGGUUGAAAUGAAGUCUGGACUGCUUGUGCAACAUACUGUGUGUGUGUGUGUUGGUGCACAGGACGUUUGUGAGGAACACAGCAGAAUGGUUAGUCGUGUGGAGCAUCCCGCAGCAGGCUACAAGAAACUCUUUGAGACCGUGGAGGAGCUGAAUGAACCAAUUCCAGCUAAGAUCACUGGGCAUUUACCAGCAUGGCUUGGCGGCAGUCUUCUCAGGAUGGGUCCCGGUCUUUUUGAGAUUGGGGACCAACCUUUCCACCAUCUGUUUGAUGGACAGGCUAUCAUGCACAAGUUUGACCUGAAAAAUGGUCAGGUGACCUACUUCAGGAAGUUCAUCAAAACAGAUGCAUACGUCCGUGCCAUGACCGAGAAUAGAGUGGUCAUCACUGAGUUUGGCACAGCAGCGUACCCUGACCCCUGCAAAAACAUCUUCUCCAGAUUCUUCACCUACUUUAGAGGGAUUGAAGUGACCGAUAAUUGCAUGGUGAACAUUUAUCCUGUUGGGGAAGACUUCUAUGCCGUGACAGAGACCAAUUACAUUACAAAGGUUGAUCCUGACUCACUGGAAACUUUGAAGAAGGUGGACCUGUGUAAGUACCUGUCUGUGAAUGGGGUGACAGCCCACCCCCACAUUGAGGCAGAUGGUACAGUUUACAACAUCGGUAACUGCUUUGGAAAGAACAUGAGUCUGGCUUACAACAUUGUCAAGAUCCCACCCGCUCAGAAAGAUAAGAUGGACCCCUUGGAGAAGUCCCAGGUCAUUGCUCAGCUCCCAAGCAGUGAGAGAUUAAAGCCCUCUUAUAUACACAGUUUCGGUUUGACAGACAACUAUUUUGUGUUCGUGGAGCAGCCGAUCAAAAUUAACUUGCUCAGGUUCCUGUCAGCUUGGAGCAUCAGAGGAGCUACAUACAUGGACUGCUUUGAAUCCAAUGAGAGCAUGGGGACAUGGUUUCACCUGGUCACUAAGGACCCAGCAGCGUAUAUGAGCAGCCACAAGUUUCGAACGUCAGCUUUCAACAUUUUCCAUCAUAUCAAUGCUUAUGAAGACCAGGGAUUCAUUGUUGUUGACCUCUGCACGUGGAAAGGUCAUGAACUUGUCUAUAACUACCUGUACCUGGCCAACCUGAGGAAUGACUGGGAGAAGGUGAAAAAAGCAGCCAUGACAGCUCCUCAGCCUGAGGUCAGGCGAUACGUGUUGCCGUUGGAUAUACACAGCAUGGAUCCAGGAAAGAACAUGGUGUCUCUGUCCUACACGACAGCAACUGCUGUUCUUCUCAGUGACGGAACUAUCUGGUUGGAACCUGAAGUCAUCUUGUCUCAACCAAGACAAGCAUUUGAGUUUCCCCAGAUUAACUACUCACAAUGUCGUGGGAAGAAAUAUUCCUUCACGUAUGGUCUUGGGCUCAACCAUUUCAUCCCUGACAAGAUUGUCAAGUUAAACGUGCAGACCAAAGAGACGCUGAUAUGGCAGGAAGAUGAAUGUUAUCCAUCUGAACCACUGUUUGUACCAACACCAGGAGCAGCACAGGAGGAUGACGGUGUGUUGCUGAGUAUUGUGGUGAAGCCAGGAGCAGAAAGACCGGGCUUCCUGUUGGUGUUGGAUGCCACCGAAAUGACAGAGUUGGCCAGGGCAGAGGUCAACACCAUCUUCCCAGUGACUUUGCAUGGCUUCUACAAGCCAUGAUCGUCAAGUAACAGUCAUUGUUCCUGCUAUUUCUUAUAUAAAUAUAUAUAUAUAUAUAUCACAGGGGUUUGCGGUUUAGAACCCUCCACGAAUGGAAGCACUCUUAACAAGCCCAAAAAGGGACCAUUUUGUAUUGGCCCACGGCAUCUUCUGAAAAUAUAAUGUAACUAUGAAACUAAAAAGAAAAUGGGGAAAAUAGCAGUAAUUUUACUACAAUAAAGUCAAAUUAAGACAAAAAAGUUGUAAUCUAACAAGAAAAAAAAUCAUAAUUUUAUGACAACUUUGUAAUACAGUAUGAGGAAAAAUUAUUGUUAUUGUUAUUAUUGUUAUUUUAGUAGAAAAGUUUAAAUAUUGAGGAAAGACAAACAAUGAAUGUUGUAAUUUUUGUACAAUUGCAGAAAACAAAUAUAGUAUGGGAAUAAAGUCAUAAUUAUGAAAAAUACAUUUGAGAAGAAAGUUUAAACAAAAAAUAAUUAAAUAAUUGCAAUUUUACAAAAAUUAAGAUGAAAAAAGUUUGAACAAAUUUUUGUUUGCUCCUGGUACACUUAUAAUGACAUCUCAUUAAGACAAUAUUUUCCACCUUGACUAGUACAGAAAUGACAGACACUAGCAUUGGGCAUCAAAGAACCAAUACAUCUUAAAGAGAUGCUGGUACAGAACAUUUAAUGACAGGCACUGCAAUGGCGGUGUUACGUUUUCAGACGUACUAUAGCCCGACCUCUUUCUUCUCAGUCACUAGGCUUAAACCAGUCUGAUGACUCAAAGGAACCGCAAAUGAAUGGAACAGAGUGUAGCACACCAUGAUGGUGAGCAAGAGAGAUGGGCUACUGGCACUAUACAGUGUACAAUGUAUUCACUCUGAGCUGAGUAUGAAAUAAAAUGGCUUUUUUUUC